Molecule: messenger RNA, 1439 nt
Organism: Pistacia vera
Lineage: Eukaryota; Viridiplantae; Streptophyta; Magnoliopsida; Sapindales; Anacardiaceae
Product: nodal modulator 1-like
Exons: 15
Coding region: 147-1439 (430 amino acids)
Cellular component (GO): endoplasmic reticulum membrane
Molecular function (GO): carbohydrate binding
Source: RefSeq, a predicted model, not a curated record
UUAAAACAAACAAGCCAAGACGAGAGUAGUGCCUUUACCGAGUGAUUAUUUUAUAACUCUUAUGUAAAGCACUGGAUCCGCUCUCUCACCAAUUCAUAACACUCUUGUCAAGCAACAAACAUCACUUCGCAAAGAAAACUCAAGAAAUGAAGAUCAGGGACGUUCUAAUAUAUUCCCUGAUCGUCAUUUACACUAUCUCAGCCGUCUCCGCUGAUUCGAUUCACGGUUGUGGUGGCUUCGUCGAGGCGAGUUCGUCACUGAUAAAGUCGAGGAAGGCGACUGAUUCAAGGUUGGAUUAUUCUCGUGUCACUGUUGAACUACGCACGGUUGAUGGAUUGGUGAAGGACAGUACGCAGUGUGCUCCCAAUGGUUAUUACUUCAUUCCCGUGUAUGAUAAGGGUUCAUUUGUAAUUAAAGUCAAUGGACCAGAAGGAUGGUCAUGGGACCCAGAUAAAGUGCCAGUCACUGUUGAUGAUACUGGUUGCAAUGGUAACGAAGACAUUAAUUUUCGUUUCACAGGCUUUACCAUCUCUGGUAGAGUUGUGGGAGCUGUUGGUGGAGAGAGCUGUUUGGUAAAAGAUGGUGGUCCUUCAAAUGUGAAUGUUGAACUUCUCUCUCAUGAUGGUGAUCUCAUAUCAUCAGCUGUAACAUCAUCUGGAGGCAGUUACUUGUUCAAAAAUAUUAUUCCUGGAAAAUACAAACUACAUGCGUCACAUCCUGAUUUGAGAGUUGAAGUUAGAGGUUCCACGGAGGUGCAACUGGGGUUUGAAAAUGGUGUAGUUGAUGAUAUUUUCUUUGUCCCUGGGUAUGACAUUCGUGGGUUUGUUGUUGCUCAGGGAAAUCCAAUCUUGGGAGUUCAUUUAUAUUUAUAUUCAGAUGAUGUUGUUGAGGUAGACUGUCCCCUAGGUUCUGGUAAUUCCUCGGGACAAAGAAAAGCUCUCUGUCAUGCCAUAUCUGAUGCAGAUGGAAAGUUCACCUUUAAAUCAAUACCUUGCGGAGUUUACGAACUUGUACCCUACUACAAGGGUGAGAAUACCGUAUUUGAUGUUUCUCCUGCUCGCAUCUCAGUUUCUGUUAAGCAUCAACAUGUAACUGUUCCUGAAAAGUUCCAGGUCACAGGAUUUUCUGUUGGAGGUCGCGUAGUUGAUGAAAAUGACAUGGGAGUGGAGGGAGUUAAAAUAUUAGUUGAUGGUCAUGAGAGGUCUAUCACGGACAAGGAAGGCUAUUACAAGCUUGAUCAGUUAGAUUCUACUGUAGUUUGUGGAACAAAUGCAAACUCUGGAUAUAAGUCUUAUCCUUGGAAGAAGAAAGAGAUUGUUUGUAGAGUAACUAGGACAGAUACAGAACCAGAUAGCAAUAAUGAUAAGCUGGUAAUGGAGGCAGCCCAAGCUUCAGCUGGAUUGUCAGGUAGUUACUAUGGCUAUGCAUUAUUGCUUUAG